This is a messenger RNA of Erythranthe guttata (spotted monkey flower), 2381 nucleotides long. The record is from RefSeq and is a predicted model, not a curated record. NCBI's taxonomy places the organism in Eukaryota, Viridiplantae, Streptophyta, Magnoliopsida, Lamiales, Phrymaceae.
AUAUUUCGAUACCAUAAUUAAAAUCUAUGUUUAAUCUCUGUCCCACCUUCUAAUAUGCAGAAUUAGAAUCGCAAAUUCGUAACGCCACUUGUGUAUAAAUCUGUGAGAUCUUGAAACCCUAGUUCAAAAUCUGUAUAUAUUAUAAUAAUAAUGCUGAGGCAAGGGCACAGAGGAGUGAUAAUCGACGGCGUAAUGGUGCCGACCAAGAUCCGGAAAAGGGGGAGCUCGUCCACGUCAUCUUCAUCUUCCAGAGUCUACAACUACAGGCUGAACAAGCGGGCCAUUCUGGUGGGCAAGAAUCGGGCCGGGUUAGGGAUCGGACCCGGAAGAUCCAGAUCCAGCACACCGGCCCCUGCGUGGCGAACCGCCGCCUUGAGGGGCGCUGUCGACUCGCCCAAGUAUUCCCAGAGUGGGAAAUCGACCCGACCCGUUUCGGCCCGGAAGCUCGCCGCCACUCUCUGGGAGAUGAACGAGAUGCCUUCGCCGGAAAUGAGCGAGGUUGAUUCGGAGGUGAUGAAUCGGCGGCGGCAGCAGCAGAAGAAGAAUGGAGGUAAGAUUUUCCCCAAGAGAGAGAAAAUGCAACCCGUUUGGGGGUUGCAUACGGGUUCGGGUUCGGGUUAUUUGCCACCCCAUUUAUCUGAUCCAUCUCACAGCCCGACAAUUUCAGAGAAAAUGGAUCGAUCCGGAACCGGUAGCCGCCACCGGAGAAGAACACCGUCGAUUUCGCAGAUGCUUAUGUCCGCCGCCGAUCGGAAUAUCGGAGUUCAUGAUUCUAUAAGCAAUGCUAGUUUUAUGGAGGUGGAGACUCGUUCCCGCCCCCAAACGUCGAACUCGUCGGUUACGAACUCCAGAAACCGUCUCAAAGACAUAAGCAACGCAUUGACCACUUCGAAAGAGCUCCUGAAAAUCAUCACCCGCGUGUGGGCCCAAGCGGGCCCACCCUCGUCCAGCCUAUCACUCGUCUCGGCCCUCCACGCUGAGCUGGAGCGGGCCCGCCUCCAGGUCAACAACCUAAUCCAAGACCCUCGUUCUGCUGAAGAGAAAACCUUGUGGAAAAUUAAAGAAAAACAAGCAGUCGAAGCUGCGGUGGGCCCCAUCGUUGAUGAGCUGGCGGCGGAGCGGAAGUCGAGGCGGAGAGUCGAGAGCUUGAACAAAAAACUCGGGAUUGAGUUAGCGGAAACGAAAUCUUCGUUUGUUGAGUUGGUGAAGGAAUUGGAGAGAGAGAAACGGGCGAGGGAGAUAACGGAACGGGUUUGCGAUGAGCUGGCGAGGAAUAUGGACGAGGAUAGGGCAGAAGUGGAGAAGGAGAGAGAAAUGCUCCAAUUGGCUGAUAAGUUGAGAGAGGAGAGAGUCCAGAUGAAGCUGUCCGAGGCUAGGCAUCAAUUCGAGGAGAAGAAUUCCGCCGUUAGUAAGCUGCGGAAGCAGCUAGAAGUUUUCCUCGGUACGAAAAAUAAGCACGAGCUUCUAGAAGAACAAGAUGAUGAUGAUGAUGUGGCAUUGGAAGAAGAUUCUUCAGCAGAAAGUGAGCUUCAUUCGAUCGAACCGAACAAGAAUAAUAAUAAUAAAGGGUACAAAUGGUCUUCUCAAAAAAUGAGUUCUCUUCGGAGAAGUGUGUCCGAUGGAGUUGAACGGGGUUUUCGAGGAGAAGAUUGUCACGAGGUCGAGAAGGAAGCUUUUAGAAGUGGUUGUGUUGAGGAGGGUCAGGGGGUCAACAAAUCGGUCAAAGGUAUCAAGGAUAGGAUAUUAUCGAGUUCUAGGUUUGUGUCGUCACCGUCGUCCAAUCAAAAGGAGCACUCGUGGCCGUCGAGAGAUCCAUGUGGCGGUACGCCCGAGGAGAGAUCUAGUGUUGUCCAAACAACGAGUUCGAAGUCGAAAAGUACAGGGGUCGUCAGAAGAUCGAAACGGUGAAUGUUAUUUUAGCGUUGCUUGUUUCGAGAAAUGUCGAGUAAGUUAACAUCUUGUUGAUUUGUAAGUUAACUAUCUGGAAAAUUGUGAAAUGUUUCCUUUUUUAUUGUACAGAAGAAGCAUGUAAGCCAAGUUAAACAUUAUAUGAAGCUUCGAAACCAUGCUUAAGCAGAAUGCUGUGGUAAUUACGAUAACCCCGUCAUUUUAUGUCGUAUGUUAUUAGAGGUGGAAAUUGGAACGGAAAUUUCCGGAUUAUGCCGAUUUCUAUCGGAAAAUUUCUGAUUUUGGAGCUACAUUUUUCAUCCAAUAAGGGGUAAAAUUGGAAAUAUCCGAAGAACAUUCUAAGGAAUCUUAAAGAUUCCGGUAGUUUUGACACCGUAGGUGUGUACACGGUUAUAUAGUUAGGGGUGGCUAAAUGUAAUUAUGAAUUUUUUUUAAUUUUUUUUUUGUAAUUUGACCUUAGCCGAUGUAGUUUG